Aspergillus homomorphus CBS 101889 is the source of this 976-nucleotide messenger RNA. Its product is annotated as SDR family NAD(P)-dependent oxidoreductase. Gene Ontology annotation, molecular function: oxidoreductase activity, acting on the CH-OH group of donors, NAD or NADP as acceptor. Bases 1 to 939 code for a protein of 312 amino acids. The record is from RefSeq and is a predicted model, not a curated record. The transcript has 2 exons. NCBI's taxonomy places the organism in Eukaryota, Fungi, Ascomycota, Eurotiomycetes, Eurotiales, Aspergillaceae.
AUGUCUGGCAUUCUCGCAGGAAAGCUCGCCAUCAUCACCGGCGGAUCCCGAGGCAUCGGCGAAGCCAUCGCGCACAACCUGGCUCGCAAGGGCUGUUCGCUCCUCCUCAACUACACGUCGGACUCGUCGCGGGCGCGCACCGAGUCGCUCUGCCAGCAGCUUGCGCGCGAGCACUCAAUCCGGUGUGUGCCAGUGCAGGCAGAUCUGAGUGACCCGGCCCCAGCCAUCGAGCACAUCCUCAGCGUCGCGCGCCACGAAUUCGCCUCCACCUCAUCAUCAUCAUCAUCCUCCUCUAGCACCUCCAACCAGCAGCAACCGCAACCCCUUACAAUCGACAUCCUCAUCAACAACGCAGGCGUAUCGCAGGACCGGUUCCUGAACGACACGGCCAAGGGCGCAAUCGACGCGGAGUACUUCAACUGGCACUACACGAUCAACGUGCUGGCGCCGCUGCUGCUGACGCAGGCGGUGGCGCCGUACCUGCCGCGGCACGCGCCGCGGGCGGGCCGCAUCGUCAACAUCUCGUCGGUCUCGUCGGCGCUGGGCUUCGGCGGCCAGUCCGUCUACGGCGGCACCAAGGCCGCCCUCGAGGCCAUGACCCGCACCUGGGCGCGCGAGCUGGCCGACUUUGCGACUGUCAACGCCGUGAACCCCGGCCCCGUCAUCGGGGAUAUGUAUUUUGCCACGGGUGAGGAGUUCUGGAAGCAGAUGCAGGGGUUUCAGGAUGCUACGCCGCUGAGUAAGAUGCUGGAGGACGAUAAGCAGUUGGAUGCGCUGUCCGAGGAGCAGAAGCGGUUGAUUCGGGAGAAGAUGGGUGGGCGGAGGCCCGGGUUCACUGGGGAGGUGGCAGGUGUCGUGGGGAUGUUGUGCACUGAGGAUGCGGGUUGGUGUACUGGGAGUGUGGUUUGUGCUAAUGGGGGGUUGAAGUUUACGACUUGAUUUUGGGGGGCGGGGAUGUUAAAAUAGAUAGAUUAUA